CAAUAAACCAACAUGGCGGCACGUAAAAAGGAUGGCGCUCCUGAUUGGAAAUACUACGAAUCUCUCGAUACUAUUGCUCUCUUUGAACCGGUCAAGCAGUAUCUGCUGAAAAACUGUAAAAAGGUUAGUAGUCGUUUUAUAUGUUCUAGGUUCAAACUGAAAAUACAUCGUGCUAUAAUGUAUUACAAUCGUUGUCAAAUAAAUUAGAUUCGUGAUGAACACAUGGCUCAGUUUAAUAGUUGUUGGAGUCGAUAGUGCUCACACUAGAUUUCCCGUAAUCGUGUUAUCUUUUCCAGUAUGUGCAAGUGGAACCACCAACGAAUAAAGCUCUCGCUACACUUACAGCACAACUGCUACAAUUUCAAGAAGUACGUAUGUUUAUUAUGACAGGUUACAAAAGUUCACAGUACAUCUUUAACAUUCUACAUUGGAUAACAUGAAAAUCCAUCUAAUUCUAGAAGCUCUGGAGUAUUGAUGUUCCGUUUUUUUAUCUUGGUUAAAAGGGUUAAGUUGCCAAAAAUAUAUUUAGGUUGUGAAAUCAAUCAGUUCAAAUGCUAAAUUAAACCAAGAACUUUUGUUAAUACAGUAAUUGCGUUAAUUAAGGUGAAAUGAAUUUUACGUUGUAUGUUUCCGAUUGAUCGAUUUUAUAAAUGAACAUUUUAUGACUCAGAAAAAUCGAUCAUGACAUGAUCUUGGGUAUGAAACCUUUCAAUUUCUAGGACUAGAAAUGUAAUUCUCUGAAUUGUUGUUUGUUACAUAUUUUUGUGUUGACUCCUUAUGAGCAUUUGAUUUAUUAUCAAAACAUGAUCGAAUCCCCAAUUUGAUUAGUAAUUCUUGUUCUUUCUCAUUAUCUAUGUGGUUUUCUGGCAAGAAGAAGAGAUAAUUCAAUUUUGGUGGCACUAGUAUGUUUAAAUUGGAUCAUAAUUCAAGUUAUCAGAGUGGUUUUGAUUAAGUGAUGUUUAACUAAUACCAAUAAGAAAGUAAACUCAAUGACAAAUCAGAAGAAAGGAAACUUAAGUGCCUAAAGUGUACGGAAACAGAAGCCAUCAAGUCGUGAUUAGUGUAAGUUUUGUAUCUGAUUGGUUGAGACAUUGGCGCAAAACUUUUAGACCAAUCAUAGAGCAAAGUAAAGCAAAACAAAUGCAAUCUCAGAUUACUUUUGACACUCAAUGUGAAAAUUGCUCUCUUGGCUACAUUGCGCAGUUCUGGUAGUUACAUAAAAAGGUUAUGAUUCAUUUUAAUGGUAUCUCAAUCAUGGUUUACUUCUUCAAGGAUAACUUUGGCAAGGAUGUUAGCAAGCAGGCACUUUUGACUAAACUACCAGUAAGUUUACUUUUUUUUUGUUUACAGUUCUUCACUUUUGUUGUCCUUAUACGUUGUAUUUGUUGUAAUUUUUACCAUCAUGUUACGUUUAACAUGAGUUAUGUUUUUAUUUCUGAUGUUUCAGAUGAAGAUGUUCAUGGAUUACUCUUCAGGUGGCAGUCUAUGUGUUAUCUUUGCAAAUGUAUUUAAGACCAAGAUGGAGCAAGGAUGGUGAGUUCUUCAUUCAGGACUGAGUUUCAUCUACAUGUUCAUUUAUAUGUGAAACAUUAAAAAAUCAAAAAGAAAAAUUUAAUAAAAAAUACUCAGAAAGUUUCUGUCUUAACCAAACAUAUAACAUACAACAAUACUUAAAUGUGGUGGAUGUUAGAUUCUUCUCAGUCAUUUUUCCAAUCUUUUUCUUUGAUACAUGCAGGAGGAGAUUUGACUUCCAGUCUCCAUCACGAAUGGAUAGAAAUGUGGAGCUCUUCUUGAACAUGGAAAAGGCAUUGAGAGAGGUAAAUGUACAGUCAAGUGGCAUGAUCAUACAAUUAUUCUUGUGUCAAGACUCUUUCCAAAGUCUUCUAUUCUUUUCUGAUUUUUCCAUUGUUGUUGUUUUUAUUAGGCUAAACUUUUGAGCGUGCCAAAUGUGUUCAUUACACCAGAAGUGGAUCCACGACUUGCUGCCAAAUUAAAGGAUAUUGUCAAGAGGCACAAUGUAAGGAUUUACAAUAAUUUUAAUCUUUUCACUCACAGAAUUGAUUAUUUGCUAGAUUCUUCUUACAGUUGUAAUACACUGUCAAGCAGACAAGUUAAGAAAACUGAGAAGAUAAUUCUAAUCAGUUUAACGAAAUUGUCUUGAUAUAGCUUCAAAUUCUCACCAGUAGCCUUAACCCUCGAUACCCUUUUUUUUCCAGGGUGCUAUAACAGAAGACAGAUCAGAAGCAAGUCAUGUUGUUUAUGGCCCUCCUCCACCUUUUCCCGAAGGUUUUUACUUCUUUGUUGUUGUAUUUCUAGACAGUUAAAGUUCUACUGAUCUCAGGCCUUGUAGCCUGUAACCUGAAACGUCAGCUUUAGAACUCUUUAUGGUGGCCAAUUUACGUUAUCAACUAAGUUGAUAAUACUAAAUUACCCUCAGCUGUUAAUGUUAUAUGAUUUCUUAACAAGUUCUUUCGGUAUUUACUGUAUUCCCAUUAUAAUUUAUACCCACAGAGGAGUGGCUUAGGCCUCUGCUAAGACAAGACAAACAAGUUCUAGUACAUUGGUGGUACUACCCAGACAGGUUUGGAAAUUUCUAUGCCUUGACAAUUUUUAUUUGCUCUACCUUCUAAUUACUAUGAGUACAAUUUUUUAAAAUAAAUGUUUACUCAUUUUCUAGCUAUGACACCUGGGUGCCAUCAAGUGACAUCGAAGAUGAGCCUCAGCCAGAGCCCCAACACCAGGGACCCUGGCAGGUAACCAAGUAAUGAGCUAACAUGACAUGUACCCAUCUGAAUUUUACUCUAAUUUAACCGGCAAGAAUAUGUGUUGACUUUGACAAAGGACUACUGUCUACCUGCUAAAAACCAUUUUUGAAGUACACUAUACAUUAUUAGUGAUUCACAGUGAACUCUUUCAUCGGCUCUUCAGCAUUCUCAAUAUACUUGUUUAUGGAGUACUUUUUUCCACAUAUGUUGGACAAAGUAAACAAAAAGAAAUAGUUGGGCAUAUUUGAUUUUCCUGUACACCAUACAUACAGUAUACAUGUACGAACUGUGUGCUCUUGAGCAUAUUUUAAGCUCGAACCACUGGCAGUAAAGAUCAUGCAUGCCCAUUAAUCUAUGUUUGGGAAUGCAAGUAUUUGUGUAAACUUAGUUCAGUAUCAAUUAAAUUUCAGGGCAAGUACUUUUUCUCCCUGACAUUUUAUAAUUUAAGGGAGUGUGCUUUGAACAUGUUCAGACAUAUAACCUUUUUUUCGUUAAUUUGUAGGUGAAUGCUCGUUGGUUGACAGAUCUUGAUGUUUUCAAUGAGUGGAUGAAUGAGGAAGAUUAUGAGUUAGCUGAUACAGAUGGCUCUGUGAGUUUUGAUCUUUUUUUGUGUUCCUGCUAAAAUACUAUUUAUAAGAAUUGCCAUGUACACAUAUCUGUUUGGUCUUUGGGCCACUCUUAAAACAUUGCAUUUAACUGGCAAGUAGUAUAAAUUACAACUACUGAAUGUUAGUUUUCUUUUUCUUUGUUUUCCGUCUGAUUCUCCUUUUUUCGGAAAUUUCAACUUACCAAAUUUUUGAUGUCAUAUACAUGUAUAUGCAAAUGUAUUAACCCUUUAACUCCCAUGAUCUCAUUACUAAUUCUCCUUACUAUCUCCCAUACAGUUCUUGUGAUGUUAUUUUGGAGGAUUUAGUAUUGGAUCAUCUGAUAAUCCCCUAACUGAUAUUUUUCUUUUUUCUUGUCACUUGUCUGCUUGAUAUUGUAUUGAUAUUGUAAGGAGAAAUUAUUUCUUGGUCACUUAUGGGAGUUAAAGGGUUAAAAUUCAAGCUCAUAUAUACAUGUACAGUACUUCCUUAGGCAUUUGAAAUGAGAUUCAAAAAAUUAAAUUAUGUACAGAUUUUUUAUUGUGCCUUUAACUGUAUUUUUCAUUUUUUUUCAUCUCAGGGAAACAAAAGAGAAACAUCCCCAGCAUUAGGUUAGUACAUGAGUGCUACAUGUACAUGAAUAUGAGUUAGAGGCUGGAAUACAAACAGCAGGUUAUGCAAAGUGGACUACUUAUAAGAUUCAGAACAUUUUAUAUAGAAUUAUAUCCCUCUCAGCUGAACUUUGCACAUCCACAAGUUUCUUCACAAAAUGCUGAUCACUAUUUUUACUUUGGAAGACUGAAAACUAUCAGUCAAAGAGAGAGAUCAAACUUCUGACUUCCACUUUUUGGGAACUGUCAAGUUAAUAACAAUAUUUUAUGAUGUUGAUUUGAAGUGUGUGUUUCUGAACAGGAAAAACAAGAAGAAAAAGCUUAAGAACAGGUGCCAGUUCUGAUGAGGUACAUAUAUGUUUGAGUUCUAAUCAUCUAACUAUAUUUUCUAUGUGUCUUUCCAUCACACCAGUGGCUUUUUUUUGGAGGAAGUUCCUUUUGUAAGGGUGCAAGAAUGAGUGCAAAGUAUACAUGUAAAAGGAAAAGUAUGCCCAUAACCCAGUCCUGUGCAUUUUAACUUGCCCACAGGAACUGGUUUUUGAACAUAAUUAGCAACCAUUACAUUUAUUGUUAUUCAUCACAUAAGGAAUUCAAUUGCAAAUGUAUCACUAUGAUUUUGCAUGGCUCAUUAUUUUAAAUUUUAGCUCAAAAGAAUUCUACAUGUGGAUAUAGCAAUACAAUGUAAUUCAGCCUUCUUAACCUUUUGAUAAGAGGAAUCACAAGACCGUAUCUUUUUUAUUUCUGUGUGUCUCCAUUACAAAGCUUUUUCUUUUCAUUUUGCAGCAACCAGGCAGUCCUGAUGGAGGUAAUUCUGGGAAUACUAUUCAUUUGUUUGUUUUAUUUUAUUUAUUUAUUUUUUAAUAAUCACAAACCUGUGGCCUAGAUAAGGUUCCCUCUCUAAAUGAUAGAAUGCUUUUAUCUUUUAUAAGUAAUGACAAAUUGUUAAAAGGGUUUGAUACCUGCAGAUAUUCAUUUAAAAAAUGAGCAAUUAAAGAAACAAAUUAAUUCUUUUUACAGGUUAUGUGAGGGCAGUUAAUAAACCCACUUGUAAGAAUAAUCCAUUUUUCAAAGAUUACAUACACCUACAUGUUUUUUUACACUGCUAAACCUGACUCUUUAUUUAAAGGGAAAUCUAAGAAAAGAAAGAGAUCCCCAUCACCUGAUCUAAAGAAGAAAAAGAAAAUGUAAGUCAACUUUAAUUUCAGAAUGUUAACUUUGAUGUACUAAAUAAGGAUAAUGUCACUUUCUGAUACAGGUAUACCAAGCUUGGGCUUUAGCUGAGCUCAGGAGCCACAGGCUACUUACUUUUGUAUUUGGGUGGCUUUCCUAAAUUCACUUUUAUGAAAACUUUUAAGACCAGGACAUAUUAGAUUUCUGAGAGGAAACCUGAGGGACUUUGGGUGCCUCUUGAAAUAAUACAGUCGGAAACAUAUCAGAAACUUUUCUCUUCAGAUUUCAUUUCUUUUGAAUAUGAAACAGUAUUUUAAAGUGAUCCAAAAAUUGAAUAAUGCGGAAGAAUAUAUUUUCUUGAUAGAGUGGGACCAGCAAAUCCGAAGAAAAAAUCUGGAAAAGAGGAGGAAAAUGACAGGUACUGCACAGAUUGAUUUCAUUUGGAAUGUAUAUGUAAAUGAAGCUAACAAUUUGAGCAUCGUACUGUCAAGUGUGGGCCAUCUAACGGUUUUCUUCGUUUAUUUUAGUGACGAUGCUACUAAAGAUCUUCCUGAUCCAUCACCCAUUCCCAAUGUAAGUGGUUAUCUACACUGUCUUACCUGUGUUUCAAGUUAAAGUAAGUUCACAAAACUCGACUCGACUCGAGCGUCUAGAUACUCGACUCGAGCGUCUCGAUACUCGACUCGAACGUCUCGAUACUCGACUCGAACGUCUCAAAACUUAAAUCGAGCGUCUCGAAACUCGAUUCAAGUGUCUCAAAACCUUACUCAAGCGUCUCGAUACUCGACUCAAUCCUUGAUCCUCGAUCCUCGAAAACUUCGAGGAUCGAGAAUAGAGAAUCGAGAAUCGAGUUUUAAGAGACUGUCAACUCACUUUUGAGCGGUACUGACGUUUUUUUCUUGUUUAUAGGUUGAAGAAGUCUCUGCUUCGAGUACCUCAGGUAAGAACACAAACAACGUAACAAGGUUACGUAUCAUACUGAUUGUCAUGUAACCAGGAUUAUAAUGUUGACAUGAGAGAGGAAAACAGUUCGUCAGCUAAACAAAUAAAAUAUUAGAAAACGUAGAUUUAAAAACAUUGAAAUGUAAUUAAUGUUCACUUACACUGAACAUCUGUACUUUCGUAGGCUCCAAGGGAAAAGAAGCUGAUCUACAACCUUUGAAAGGAAAUUCAUUGACGGACAUUUCAGAUUCAGGUUAGACACUGGUACCAAUAAAGAUCUCGUCGUUCUCCAUCCCUCAUGUACUGUGUACCUUCACCCAACCCCCCCCCCCUGUAUACAUGAACCCAUCCUAAGGCAAUUAUCCAUUUCCAGUGUAUUUACGCGGUAGACCGCGCUUUUCACGUUUUUUCGUGUUCUCUCAACACCCCAAGUAUGUUAUUACGCGGUAAAACGCUAGAAAAAUGCGUUUUAUUUGCCCUUGUAAAAUUUGUCAUUUCCUUUGGUAGACUUGUCAGCAAAAUAAACAAUUGCUUAGUAUAUUUGGGUUAAUUCAUACAUGAUAUCAAUAAUGAUUCCAGUCACUUAAUCUUGAAUUUUAGACUAAAGAAGCUUUCGAUCUUAGAACUUAAAAAGGGGCUUAUAACAAAGACUUUUCCCGCCCUUCUGUAUUGACGUUCCCAGUGCUUACUCACUUUAUGCAGCUAUCUUUUACUGCUGUAAAAUUGAAAAUAAAUUUUUACCCUUCGUCUUCAUGACCAGGAAAGCCAGAGGGUGCCGAUGUGGAAGAAAUGGAGACCGAAAGUCAAGCGGAUACACAAGUAUGAUGAUACUUCUUUCAGCUUUUCUUUCUAUCAGGUUUUGCCUAGUACAUGUAGGUGGGUCUCUAAAGAAAGGGCUUUGCUUUAGUAAUUACUUAAAAUCCUCAAGUUCGUCAUGUGCAACCCUUGUCCAUCGUCUUCAUCCACUAUCAUCUUAUUUCCAUUUUGGUUGAUGUUUGCCCCUCACGGGCUUGGGUAGCUCACGAGAAAAGCGCCUUUCUUUUUUUCGCGUGACGAGUGCGAGGCAACUGCGAGGAAGCAUGAGUAAAACGUGCGUGAUUUCUUUCCUCGUCUUGCCGCCAUACCGCCCUCUACGCUCCAUCUUAAAAACAUCAAAGAAAGGACGCUUUCUCCGCAGGUAACCCUGGCAAAGGAACACGUUAUAUUCUAUUGUAAAGCUGCUCAAAGUCUCUUGAUAUCUUGUAGGAAGUUAGAUAUUGUCAUUUGAAAUGCCCCUUUUAUAUUUAAUUUACCUUCUAACUGUUAAGGAUCAACCCGAAGACAGUACAGAGCAGUCUGCGCCUGCCUCGCCUUCAUCCAGCCAGACGAAAGAUGGAAUCUUCAAAGAACCGCUUGUCCUGCAAGACACAGAAGCUCACGAUGAGAACCUUACAGAGCAGACGCAUCACAUCAUCAUACCCAGUUACGCCUCUUGGUUUGACUACAACAGGUAUGAAAAUGAAUUAACCUGUUUUUUUACUCUUUUCCUGAACUCAUAUUUUUAUGCUGAACUGUUAUUUGUGAUCAAGGCAGCUUAGUCCACUUGAGUUGACUAUUGUUGGACGAUGCCGAGCAAUUUAUCGAGACGAACCGAGUGAAAUAAAGUCGGGUCAGGGUUUUUUUACAUGUAUGAAGAGACAGCUGUGGUGCGUUGAAGCAGUACAGAUGCAUUUGUCGAGACCUAUUAGAAUACCGCCGCUGCAUCUACUGAGGUACAACUGCGCGUACUUGAGAGCGACGAGUGCUUCUAGAAAUGCACGGGUGAAAAUUAUAGAGCAAGUGAAUCGAUGGCUGGAACCCAGUUACUGUGUGGUGCUUGAAACUUACUUUUUUCAAAUAAAUGCGAUUAUUUUUUUGUUAUGUACUUCUUUUUCUGUACAGUGUCCACGCCAUUGAGAGAAGAGCUUUGCCGGAGUUUUUUAACGGAAAGAACAAAUCCAAGUCUCCUGAAGUGUGAGUAACUGAGCGGGGAGAAUUCGUCAACGUUUCGAUUAAAGUGUGCAUGUAAACGUAAUAUAAGAAAGAUUCUCAGUCACCCCAUUCCUUUUUCAUUACUUUGUUUCAAUUUUUGUAUUUCGUAGUUUCAAAAAUCUAUCGCUAUCCAAGUUUAUGGGCAAGGGCAGCAUUUCCUUCCCAGUUUUUUUGCGUUUUCUGCGUUUUACCUCACUUGACAGACUAACCUAAAGAAGGGAGACCAGUCUGGGCCAGUUCUUUUGCGUGUUUUGAAUUUUUUCAACAGAGCCACAUCAAGGCUUCUGCAUCUGAAAAAUUUACUUCAACUCAACAUUCUUAAAUUUAAAUUGUGAAAUUGACAAAACAAAAGACAAAAGUUUUGUUCGUCGUAAAAAAUCACAGCUGUGUUGUACUUUAAUUCCGUUAUUCGCACUUUACAAAAAGGGUAUUUGUACACGAGAUUUGCGAUGGGCCCGCCUCUGAAACUACCGUGUUUCAGUUUUGAGGAUUUAUUUAUUCUUGAAUGUAGCAUUUUGUAAGAAAGAACUUAGUUUAUUAAUUCUGAAAAGUUUUUGUUUUAUGCUGGCGAAAAUUUUGAAAACAUGCGUAGAUACUUUCGAACUGCAUGUGAUGACAAAUUAAUGUUAGAUAGCGAACAGUUUGAACCCGGGAGUUGCAACUGAUUCGGCGGUGUUGUUGCUUGGGUAAGGUUAAUCUUGAAAUGGUUGUUGUUAAUGAAAGGGCGUGAAAUUUGACAAACUUUUAGGGAUAACUCUCCAGAGUGGAAUGAAGAGUGUAUAUGAUUCUCGUAUCAAUGUUCUCCUUGUAAGUCUGUCGUUUCCUUCUUUAAAGGUAUCUGGCUUGCCGAAACUUUAUGCUCGAUGCUUAUCGACUGAAUCCAACGGAAUAUCUGACUGCUACAGCUUGCCGGCGGAAUCUAUGCGGUGAUGUGUGUGCGAUUGUGAGGUAAGUAAGAACUGAUAUCUUUGUUCGUCAGGACCAUCCAGUCUCUCUUGAAUCAUGUUGACUGAAAUGAAAUACGUUUGAGGUUCUCAGAAGCGCAUCCAUUGAGUGCUUCUCUCGUUCAAUACCUCCAUUUCAAGUUGAAAUUUGGAGUGUUUGAUUUGUAGUGGGAACCCGGAGAUAUAUCCUCAGAGCAAUGAAUGAGAACCAGUUACAGAGUCAACCCAUAUGUGACUCUAGGGCCUAGAAUUGAACCUGGAUCACAAAGAUGAGAGGUGACCCCCUCUCAAUAUUGUUCCAUCCCGGCCAGCUCUACUUGCGCCAGCCAUACCCCCUUCCCACGUGUGACCUACCGACUCACCGUUUAAUAUGUAUCGUUACUGUUCGUGAAGCCUGGGCUUCCUAUUACACGGAUUAGGGUUGACACGUGCUUUCCUCUUAUUCCAGGAUCCAUGCCUUCUUGGAGCAGUGGGGUCUGAUCAAUUAUCAAGUAGACGCAGAUGGCCGUCCGGCGCCUAUGGGGCCACCCUCUACAUCUCACUUCCAUGUGUUAGCAGAUACUCCUGCGGGUUUACAGCCUUUGCAACCUGCGAAAGCACAGGUAGCAACAAAAAAUCAUCCAUAGGCAGCAGAUGAAAACGAUAAAGUGAUCGGGCUUCUUUUUUGCCGAGCGUUUCUCGGAACUUUAUUAAAGGGAUGCACCUGAGGGGAGGACAAAAUUUAGAAAGUGAUUGCUUUGUGGAGAGAGUCUGCUCUCACUGUUGAUACUUAAAUGCCCAUCGAAUGAACCAGUUUUCUCUGUGUACGCCUUUCCUUUUUUCUCGAUUGAGAAACACGUUUUCAAAAUGAAGAAGAAACCAAAUCAGGGCAGAUUUCAUCGGAUUAUACGUAUACAAUAUUUAAUCUGAUUUAAAACACUAUCCAACGCCUUUUUGGGCGAUACUAAGGGGAAUGUGAUCUUACGGAGACCAGUUAGCUUUUAAAGGUUACCCUGGGAACAUGACCUAUGUGAGCAUUUCAGUUUCCUACCUUGAUAUUCUCCUAACUGUACCCUAUCUGCUCGAUUUUCCCCAGAUUCCUGCCUCCCAACAAAUCAUCCAAUUCAAAGAUGACCUGGGAGGAAAAGAGACUUAUAAGAGCGGUGUGACAGGAGCAAACUUUGGGUAAGAUACCGAAGAUUAACUUAUUUGUUAUGGCUUGGCUUACAGCAGAGACAUAACAAUCAUAUCCGUGGUUAGCCUGCGAAGAAAUCGUUUCCACUCACGUGAAGAUAUGGCACGAGGAGAGGCAAAACAAAAACAAACAAACAAACAAAUCUCCCCACUCCCCGUAAUUUUCUCCUUAUUAUGCGUUUGGGCGGCUCCCUCUUAUUUCAAAAGACUGCCACACAGGCUAAAUCAUGGUCAUAAAUUGAAUAAUUAUCAUUACAUCAAGAUCUGUCGUAGCGGGCAUCAUGCACUUUGUUGACUUGUUUGAUGUUUUUCCUUCGUCUUUCAGCCUUCGUUCAGACCAGUACCUAUCUAAAAAGAGCCAAAAGGUAAAAUGGCAGAGUUUGCUUUUAUGACAAGGAGAUCAAUUUGUCUAAUCCUUGUUUAGGAAAUGUUGAUUUUACUGUGUCCUGCUAUAGAGCUACAAUUGCUAUCUUUUUCACCGUUUUGUCUAACGUGGGCUGACUUCCUCACUGGGCAUAUAAAAACGAGGGUGGAGGGGCGGGGAAAGGUUAAGACCCAGUGUUCUCGCGUAGAGUUCAGGUUUUGCCCAGAAUGUAUUCCUGUCAAAGUGUAACACACUAUGACUGCUUCUGUAAGUUUGCUUACUCAGUUAUUGUGUCUACAGCGUUGCAAUUUGUCUUUUUUUGUGAUUAUCAUGCAGGCUGCAACAGCCACAAAGGAGUGGACGGAACAAGAGACACUCCUCCUUUUAGAGGUACUUUCACAUGUCCAUGAAAUGUUAGCUUGUUAACUCCUUCCCACCGAUAUAGAACAUCACAGGUUUCGGGAGCCUUUUUUUUUUGUCUUUGUGGUAUUGUGAAUCCUCUCGAAGACUUUAGCGGUUGAAAAUAUUUCAGAAAUGUGUUAUAUGUCGUGAUUUAUUAUUUAUACAAACUGUAUAUGAAGAUGUUCUCGUGCUUCAAUCCUCUCAACGAUCCGAAAAAUUUACUGUUGCCCCGCAGAUUUAUUCAGGACGCGCGCAGGUAUUGUAAAGUCGCUUGGGUAUCAUCAGUCCAAUCGAACGGGCUACGGAGCUUGUACAUUCGCUAACCCUAGAAGCUGUACCAGAGUCAGUUUCAAAGAAAAGUGCAUAUAAAGCUAUAUUUUGAUGAUGUAUCCUUUUCAGGGCCUGGAAAUGUUCAAAGACGACUGGAACAAGGUGGCUGAACAUGUCGGAACACGAACUCAAGAUGAAUGUAUCUUGCAUUUCCUUAGGCUUCCGAUAGAAGACCCGUACCUUGAGGAUGUACAGUUGGGUAAGAGUCUAGAUGCAAACAGUUAUGAUAAUUAAUGGCUCUGUGAUUGGUGCAGAAAACUCGCGUUACUUUCUCAACUAAUCACAUUCAAAACUAGAACCAAGCGCGACUCGGUCAAUCGCGUUUUCCUGCGCAUCAAGCAGUUUGCCCGGUUUUAGUCUGACUUCUCAUGGACUCCUUGCGAUACUGGUUUUUCUUUCCUCUGAUUGAUUGGCUGUUGCGAUAACUUUGGGUUUGGUUUUUUAUGACAUGCAGUCGAAAUGCGCUCUAAUAUUCACCAUCUGGCCAGUGGACUUGGUGGAUAAAUCGCUAUCUAGCAGAUAGCAAAUUAUGGGACAGUGUUAAUUCAUUCUCAGAACCUGACACUUUGACACUGCCACUGGAAAACAUUUACAGGUUGAGAUUGCGUGGAAUUUCGAGAAGGAUAUUGCAUUAUAAAUUAGAUAUUGGUUACUUAAUUGGAGGUGUUUAUAAUAUCCCUCGCUUUUUGGUUUUGUUCAAACUUUCUGUGUUAUGCUGGUGCUUUCGACUGCUUCCCUAAAGUUCGUUGAACGACGGAGAUGCUCAAGCAUCACUUUGAUGUUAGGUGUAAUAGUGCAAAUGUUGACGAUGUGGGUGUAAACUCAGUUUAAUUCACCCCUAUUCAUUGUGGUUCUCAUUUUUUUAGGUCCCUUAUCACACCAGCCCACGCCGUUCAGUCAGCAGGGUAACCCUAUCAUGUCUACUGUAGCUUUUCUUGCUUCUGUUGUGGAUCCUCGGGUCGCCAGCGCUGCUGCUAAAGCUGCUCUAGGUGGGUAGCUGUUCAAUUUAGUCUGUUAUUUUGGCCAAAUUAACAGAUAUGAGAUAAGUAUUUGACUUUUCUUUAACGUUUCUGCAUUCUUUUGCGGUGUGUAUUUUUGUAAGUGAUUGUCACGCAAGGGUGGAUAUCAUUGCUUGUCAUUGCAAAACCUUCCGCGACGAUGGUCGAACAUUAAAUUUGAAACACAAUUCUUUUUGUCAACAGAGAAGUUCUCUGAGAUGAAGGACGAGAUACCGCAGUCAGUUAUUGACAGCCAUGUUAAGAAUGCUGCAAAUGCACGAGCGGAGAAAGUGAAGCAAGAAAACUCGGACGAAAGCAAAGGUAGCAUGGACUGUUUUCAAUGUGUGGUUAGGUAUUUGAGCUUACACGUCGAAAAUUUGACUUUUCUCUUACACAUCACACUGCAUAGCAAAACUGAUCGUGCAGCUGUACACAAAUCCUUUAAUUUUCCUUGUGUUAUUCAGAAGAAACACCACAACCUAUGGAAGUGAAUGGAAGCCAGGGAACUGUCCCCGAGGGAGGAGAGACACGAGCUCAAGAUGCAAAGGUCAGAGUUACAUGAAGUUGAAUUUUAAAUAUAUUUUUCUUGUAGUUAUCGCUUAUCUGGGAACGUUUUUGAAGCCUUUUGACUUUUUCCGUAUCUUCGUUGUUGUUGUUGUUGUUUCGUUUGUCUCCUUAAAUAUGAAAAGCGGGGAAACUGUUCGUCCGUUUGUUUGCCUGUUUGGUUUGUUUGAUUGCUUGUUUACCCUUUCGCCGUACCCUUACCUAGUCAAUACAAUGUACUUGCGCUGAGAAUCUCAACGAAAAAAAAAACUGUUUCAAUUUUGAUUGAACAAUUUAUAACGAAUGGAUAAUAUCCUCGAGGAAUCCAUGAGGUGGUUCGCCCUGUUUGAGGAUGUCCUUCUCAGCAUCAGCAAGUUUAUCUCGGUCUGUAGUUGUCCUCUGACCUCUGUCUUUACAAUUGGUAUUUACGAUGUUGUAAACAAUUUUUGUCAAUCUUUAUGUUUCUCAUCUCAGGCGGAAGAGUCUUCCGAGCCAAGUAGCCAAGCGCAGAACGGCGAGAAAACACCGGCUAUAAACGAAGAAAACAUUGCGAAGGCGGCGGCUUCAGCUCUAGCAGCCGCUGCAGUCAAAGCAAAGGUACAUGAAACUGAGGAACGAUCAUAGGUGCUCUCUAUUCUGAUCGGCACAGUCGAUAAGGCGGCCAACUUUAGUUUGUAGGCAACAUGCCAAACGUUUCCUUUAAGUAGGCGUCUGAAAGCAAGGCACCUCAGAUUUCUGAGACAAGAUCGGGUUUCAGGAUGCCCAUAAUGCUUUUGAGUGCACAGCUUUAAAUCACACCGACCUGUUCUUAAACAAUCGACAAAUUUCCUCUUUUGACUCCAAUCAAGAUGGACCCUGUCCUUUGAUAAUCAAACUCUACAUCAUAAAUUCAGUGACAAGAACGAAUACAGCUUAUAUAGCCUACAGUGUGGCUACUGUUACCGAGGUUACUAACACAACACUAACCAAUCCGAAUACAGGAAACGAGCAAGAAUGUCAUCGAACUAUUUUCUCAUCUUAGCCUUCUUUGGUCCUAAGCUCUGGUCCCGUUUAGUUCAUUCGAUGCCUUCGUUUGUUUUCUCUAAUUUAGUUGGUUUAUUUUUCUCGAGUUAUUGCUGCAACAGUAGGGGUUAUUAUGAUAUAAUGUAGCUACAAAGUGGUUUUCGAUUACGUGCACACUAAGUAAGCCGUGAUCAGUGUUUGAGACGACUUUUAGUUCGUUGAGAUGUCGAUGACCUCAUCCCGCUAAUGGCUCUGUUUCCUCACAAUGACAGACUAUUUCAUAGGAUUUCCUAACACCUCGAGUUUUGUCAAAAUAUUCUGCCAUGUUGUAUUAAAUCACCUUUGUGCUCACCGUUUUCUUCUGUAUGAUAUGAUUAAUAUUUGGAAUUAUUGCUGUUUGUUCGUCUAAUCUGUUUCUGUCGCGGUUGCUUCUCCGAUAGCAUCUGGCGCAGGUUGAGGAGCGGAAGAUUAAGAGUCUUGUAGCGCUUCUUGUGGAGACUCAGAUGAAGAAACUGGAAAUUAAACUGCGCCACUUUGAAGAACUUGAAACCAUCAUGGACCGUGAACGAGAAGCGGUAAAGCUGUUUUUUAAUUGUUAAAGUUAAUUCAAUAAGGAGAUUAUUUUGAAAACCAUUCCUCUGUAUCUACCAUUAAUCAUUUGCAAAAAGGGUUGAGUACAAAAAAGGGACAACGUAUUGUCUUCAGCAAUCAAAUUCAAAAAUGCAAUCUAUUAUUUAGUUUAGUAAGUCUCCUAAACCCUUGACUCCUUCGAGUGACCAGCGUCUAAUUUCUUCAGACAAUGCCUCCCCAAUCACACGUUAAGGUCACGACAAUAGAGGAAACGAUCACUAGUGAAAGAAGCUCCUGAUUGUUAAACAAAUUCUCCUUGUCAGUAUCCUUGGAAAUAUAUAGUGUACCGUUUGGAGAAUAUUGGUAAUGAUGUUAGGGUUAACUGAGCACUCCUCAUUCCUGGGUUGUUGUUGUUCUUUUUUUCAGUUUCGAUGUUACGUUUUCUUAUUUUGUUUAAUUGUCUGCGAAUGGGCUUCCCGCGUAAUUAUGAUAAACAUGUUCUAAUAACAAAUGAAAGAAUUGGAUCUGUUGAUAUAUUUUGCUCGUGAUUUUUCCCUUCAUCUUUCAACCUUUUUUUUUUUUGGUUUGGGGAGAGUUUUGCCGGGUUAGUGCUAGUCCCGUAGCACAAAUUUUGCCGGCUCGCGUUUCUCACGGCCUUCUACUAAGGAUCUCUAGCAGUUAGGAAGGCAACGCUAAGGAAGACGUCAAUUUAAAAAUGAACAUAUAGUUACAGUUGGAAUCUCGACGGUGAACGACUGUAUGUGUUUAUCAUCUCUUACGGCGCCGCAAGUUAACCUCAGUAUAACGUCUGAGCGCGGCGCUGAGUUCCAAAUGGAAACUUAAAUAAAUUGCCGUCGGGGUUUCCGUUCUCGGACUACGAAAAUUUCGAUGAUUUCACGUUGUUAUUUUUCAGAGGACGGCGAAGAAAUAUACGCUGUUUUAAAACGCGUGUUCUGAGCUAUUCUGCUCAUUAGUUCUUUUAUUUUACCACGUCCUCGUUGCCGUCGCCGUCGUGAUUUGCUAAAGGUCCCACACUUCUCGUGAGGGAAGAAGCGCUGAUGCUGAAGUGCUAGAAAUAAGGGCCUGCUCGUAUUGACAUAGGAAAAGGAUUCAACUGAUUAGAGACAUGUUCCUAACGAAACAGUCCGCAAGCAGAGCGUGCUCCUGUUUCAUGGACAGGCACAGCUCCUCUUGUUCGACUCAGUGUGCCUGCGGCUCUUACUAACCACUCUUCAUGUAAUAUUUUCUCGCUAGUUGGAAUAUCAGCGUCAACAGCUACUCGCUGAACGACAACAAUUCCAUCAAGAACAACUGAAGGCCGCCGAGCUGCGCGCUCGAGCUUCUGCCGGUCACCUCUCCCCGUCAGCUGCCUCUCCUGCGCAACUGCAACCACAACCACAAACAUCUCAACCUCAGCUGCAGAUCCCACCACAGCAGCAACAACAGCAACAACAACAACAGCAGCAGCAGGCACAGGCACAUCAACAGCCAAAGCUUAGGCAUUCCCAGCAAGCCCCGCCCACGGCUCCUCAUCCAGGUGCCACCAGCCAAGCGCCACAAGUCGCCAGCCCCGCGUCACAAGGUAGGAAACUCACAGAAAAAAAGAGGGAGCGGGUUAGUAAAUCUUGGGGGAAAAGAAAUCUCGUUUGAGAACAGAAAUGGAAUUAAAUGAAAUAAAACUUCAGUACGUUCUACUCUUUUAUCCAUCCCAUUUCCAAGCUUAGAUGCUUUCGCUUGAAAUUUUGGUUUAGUUUUGGAAGAUAAGCACCUUGUAAGGAAUCCUGUGAUAACGUCACAUCAUGGAAAGAUUACGAAGGGUGGUUUAUCCCUGGGUGCACAAAGCUUAGAGUUAUGCUGGUAAAACCUUAAGAGGAUAAGAGUGUAAUUUCAAACCGUUAUUAGCUACAGGAUAUAUUUUAGAUCAAAACGCAAGUCUUUGAGGGUUCGUUUGAGCUAACGUGGGUACGUUUGAACCGACAAGGGUAUGUGUUGCUUGAAAUGAAAGUUUGUCUGAGAACUUUGUAAUUUGUUGCAAAACGUGUUGAAUAAAUAGAUUUUUUUGGAAAGUUUGUGAAAAGAUCAAACGUAAUUGGUGAAAUAUGAUGCAAGAAAUCUGUUUUCUUAGAGCAAAAUGUCAGGAAUGUAUUUUCAAAUACAUAUUCUGAAAAAACUUUUAAUGGCUCAACUCACUCUAUUAUCUACAGGCUUCAUAGAGGCCUUGGAAAAUCUGGAAAGUCCUGGAAUUUUAUUUUGAAUUUUUCCAGGAAUGGAAAGUCCUGGGAAAAGACUACAGGCCCUGGAAAGUCCUAGAAAUCUGCUUAACUCGAGAAAUAAAAUUUUUCAGAAUUUGCGUUAUAAGAAAUAUUUGUUGACUGCAAGGAGAACUGAUUUUGAAAUAUCGGUUAUGAAAGGGUGUAAGGUGAAAUUUGGAGUUCUGGAAAAAUUAAUCUGAGUCGUGGAAAGGUCUUUGAAAUUUGUGUCUGAAAAAGGGUACGAAUCCUGUCUCAAUAGCUCAGUGUUUAAGCAUCGGAUCGUAAAAUCAGAAUUUGUUUUCGUUUUCCCAUGAUCAUGACAAGACAAAAGAAAUCUUGCUGUAAGGAGAAUUUUUUUUAGUUGCAGGUAACAGUCAGCCUGGCGGAUCCAAUCCACCGUCCGCCUCUGCCUCACCAGCUCCAGUAAUGAAUCCUGGCUCUGUUCCUCAGAUGGGCUCCCAUCCUCAUUCUGGAUGCAGUACCCCGGUGUCAUUCAUGGGAUCGAAUGCUGCCUCCCCUGCAUCAGCCCCGAGUACCCCCAGUAACGCCCCCUUACCUCAUGCUGCCGCUGGCCAGGUCGCUCACGGGCCCGCUGACAAUGCAGUUUCGAGCCCAGUUCCCCCGAACCAAAGCAUGAUGGAUUAA
Pocillopora meandrina is the source of this 17305-nucleotide messenger RNA. Lineage: Eukaryota; Metazoa; Cnidaria; Anthozoa; Scleractinia; Pocilloporidae. The record is from the annotation of a GenBank genome assembly.